Messenger RNA from Pocillopora verrucosa, 774 nucleotides. Lineage: Eukaryota; Metazoa; Cnidaria; Anthozoa; Scleractinia; Pocilloporidae. The record is from RefSeq and is a predicted model, not a curated record.
CGCAGAAAUUGUUAUUGGCAUUAAUAAGAAAUGUUUCCACUAAAUACGAAACAAUUUUUUCUGCUGCAUUCCUGGAUGUAAAGCGUAAUAUUCAAGGUUAUGACGAAGCGGUUAGCACUGUUGGUUCUGGGAAACCUCAAGCUUCCAGAAAUAUUUCUUCUGUUUGUAUCGCUCUCAGGACUAUCAUUUCCUUACUCAGCUAUCAGUCAGUGCCCUAUAAGGGUUUUCUCGCAGCACACAUCAAGAACAUUUUACAAUAGUGCUGGUGAAGUGUUUCAACAAGAUGCAGGUGCCUGGAUCACUCCACUGGACUAUUUUGGCAUACAGCCAUUCAGUGAUAUACCCAUAACUGCCUCAGGUCACAUGGCUGUAUACGUAUCACCUGCUAGUGACAUAGAUUUGCUGACCUCUUCCCUCAGUCCCCUUUUACCAAUUCAAGAUGGUGGAGACAGAGUUGUGUACUUUAUUUACUAUUCUCACUGUACUGAUGUGGGGCCCUGGGAACUAUUGCUUGAACUUCUGGACAACUCUCGGCUUAUUAGAAGAAAACAAACUCAACGUCCCGUUGGUGAUCGAUACCUGAUAUUCGACUGCUUGCUGCUCCAGAGUAAACUGACAUGAAGUAAAAUUAGAGGAGCCAACAAGCGUGGUUUGAAAUUGUCAUCACUUAACCGGAAAUUGACAAAUUCAGUUGACGCCUCCAUCUUUCAGGAUGCCUCAGCCACAAAUUGUUUUCCUAUUAGUGAUGUUAUUUGGGGUACAAUGCUUAGGUAU